UUUUCUUUGCGUUGUAUGUGAACGCAACAUAACAGCAGCCAACGCGGUUUCGUACGCAGACGUGACAUCAACUCGGGCAUGCGCAUUAGCUAUACAAGCCGUGCAAAUUGCGUGUUUUAGCAUAAUAUGAGGUAAAGAAGCACAAUUUAUGAUUCCAAUAUUAUGAAAUUGUAUUGCUGAUUUGAAAUGUGUUCUUUGAUCGUAAUCUUGACCAACCGUUUUUGAUAAUUCGGUGUUCCCCCAUUCAAGAAGGCAGGAGCUGCACGGGCAUGACUGGAAAUUGCCUCCCGAGAGCGUUCCAAAGAUGGCCGACAGUGAUCUGACUCGAUAGAAAGACUUUGGCAGCAGUGUGCCAGAUAAAGCAGCAGUUGUCUUGAGUUCGAAUGUACUAAGUAGGCGUGUGCGAGGGAUUAUGACAUCAGCAGCAGACAGAUCACAGCGAGCGAACAUGUUUAAAAGUUUCAAUGGCUUGUAGUUGUGUGCGUCGAUGCCGUUCCGCGCUAAACACAACAGGAUAAACAGUUUUUAUUUUUUUUAUUUUGGCGUGAUACAAAUUCGUUCCUACGCACUGACCUUUUGGGGAGCUCGAAUGCAGAAUAUCGCGUAGGAGUCGCUCUGUGCGCGGUAAAGAUUUGCUGUCUGCCUGUUUCCCUUCAUCUCUAAAUGGAGUCACGGGUCGAAUUCAGCCAUGAGGAGAUAAACGGCACGAUAUGGGAAGUUCCCAUAAAGUACAUUUGCUUGAAGCAGAUCGGAACGGGAGCGUAUGGCAGUGUAUGCUCAGCCAUCAACAAUAAAACCAAUGAGAAGGUGGCUAUCAAGAAAUUACACCGGCCUUUUCAGUCUGAGAUCUUUGCGAAGAGAGCGUAUAGAGAACUACGGCUCCUCAAGCAUAUGAAACACGAAAAUGUGAUAGGCCUGCUAGACGUCUUCACUCCUGCCUUGAGACUUGACACUUUCCAAGACUUCUAUCUGGUGAUGCCAUACAUGUACACGGAUCUCUCCAAAGUCAAGGGCCCCCUCUCAGAAGACCGUGUACAGUUCUUGGUCUAUCAGAUGCUGUGCGGACUAAAGUACAUUCAUGGUGCUGGCAUCAUUCACAGAGACCUCAAACCAGGAAACCUGGCUGUGAACCAAGAUUGCGAGCUGAAGAUCUUGGAUUUUGGCCUGGCACGUCAUGCAGAGGCUGAGAUGACAGGUUAUGUAGUAACGCGGUGGUACCGGGCCCCUGAGGUCAUUCUAAACUGGAUGCACUACACGCAGACAGUUGAUAUCUGGUCUGUUGGCUGCAUCAUGGGUGAAAUGUUCAAUGGAAAAACACUCUUUAAAGGCAAAGACUACAUGGAUCAAUUGACUCAGAUAAUGAAAGUAACAGGGACACCCGGGACAGAAUUCAUUGAGAAACUAGAAAGCCCAGAGGCAAAAAGCUACAUCAAAUCUUUGCCCCACUACCCACGCAAAGAUUUCUCUGCAUUGUUUCCCAGAGCCAGUAAAAAAGCGGUAGAGCUGCUUGAGAAGAUGCUGGUGUUAGAUGCUGAUGUCCGACUCACUGCUGAUGGUGCAUUGGCACACAGUUUUUUUGAUGGAUUAAGGGAGCCAGAAGACUGGACAGAGCCGACGCCAUAUGAUAACAGCUACGACAAUGCUACAUUGCCCUUAGAAGAGUGGAAAUGUUUGUCAUUUAAAGAAGUGAGAAGCUUUGUUCCAUUCCCAAGAAGAGACUCAAAGAGAAGAAACACACUCACAAUGACUUAGUGAUAGUGUGCUAAAGCAAUAGUUCACCAAAAAUUCGCUCAACGUUUACUCACACUCAUGCCAUCCCAGAUGUGUAUGACUCUAUUUUUAUUUUUUUUGCUAAACACUAAUGAAAACUUUUAAAAGAAUAUCUCAGCUCUGUAGGUUCAUACAAUGCAAGUGAAUGGUGGCCAGAACUUUGAAGGUCCAAAAAACACAUAAAGGCAGCAUAAAAGUAAUCCAUACAACUCCAGUGGCUAAUCCAUGUCUUCAGAAGCGAUAUGAUGGGUGCGGGUGAGAAACAGAUCAAUAUUUAAAUCCUUUGUUACUGUAAAUCUCCACUUUCACUCUCACAUUCUUAUUCUUUAGAUUUUUUGCGAUUCGCAUUCUUCUUGCAUAGCACCACCUACUGGAUACGGAGGAGAAUUUAUUGUAAAAAAAAUUGCUUUCUCACCAACACUAUGUCAUAUCGCUUCUAAAGACAUGGAUUUAACCACUAAAGCUGAGAUAUUCUUCAAAAAAAUCUUUGUGUUCUGCAGAAGAAAGAAUAUCAAACACAUCUGGGAUGGCAUGAGGGUGAGUAAAUGAUGAGAGAAUUUUACUUUUUGGGUGAACUAUGACUUUCAUGGUGGACUGUAUUACAAUGACACAAUUAGACCUUCCAUCUCUACCUUGGAGCAACUUAGAAUGUAUAUUCACUCCUAAAAACUAUAUAUAACUUGCAGUAUUUUGUAAAUGUGGUAUUUCUGGGGCCAUUUUAUUAUGAUUUAGUUGUAACUGUCCUUCAUUUAUUGCCAAUGUGCAUAGCACAAUAAAAGGAUAGUUCACUCAAAAAUUAAAAGCUUUCAUCAAUUUCACAUUUUAGACACUAGUGAAUAUUCUGCUAUAUAUCCCCUUUUGUGUUUCUCAAAAUAUUAUUUGGGUUUUUGCAUGAACUGUCCCUUAAGCGCUAUUAUCAGGCACUUAUAUAAAAAAAAUGCUCUACAAAGAACUGCCACAUUGUCAUGUAUUUUAGAUUUAUUGGUCUUAAAUUUAAAACAAAAUGAACAUAUUUCACAUUUGGUAUACAUAUAGACCUAAUACAGAUUGUAUACAGUAUAGUGAACAGCAAAAACAAUGCAUUUUUAAAUAUUAUUUUGUUACUUUACUUCAGCUUUUUAGACUUCAGUCAAACACUCAAAGAAAGCUUCAGUAUUGUGAGAUGUUUACCUAUAAUUAAGGCUUGUUUUAGCUACCAUCAGAACUGUUGAAAGGUGUGACAGAAUGUUUUGCUUGGAGGAAAAUGUAAAUGAAGCGAUAGAUAAGCCAUGACAAAUGGCAACAUGGGAGAACCUGAGGGCACACCAAGGUUUUAUUAGCACUACGGUGUGAAAUGUAGAGGCCCAUUCAGUCCUUUGUGUUUUUUUAUCUCUGUUGUUACAAAAUGUGGGAUUGUUUUUAACUGACAUAAAAGCCUACAACUUUUAUUCCACUGUCUUUUGUC
This is a messenger RNA of Xyrauchen texanus (razorback sucker), 3214 nucleotides long. It is a transcript of the gene mapk13, whose product is annotated as mitogen-activated protein kinase 13. NCBI's taxonomy places the organism in Eukaryota, Metazoa, Chordata, Actinopteri, Cypriniformes, Catostomidae. Bases 664 to 1752 code for a protein of 362 amino acids. The transcript has 12 exons. Gene Ontology annotation, cellular component: cytoplasm; nucleus. Gene Ontology annotation, molecular function: ATP binding; MAP kinase activity. Gene Ontology annotation, biological process: intracellular signal transduction; protein phosphorylation. The record is from RefSeq and is a predicted model, not a curated record.